Molecule: messenger RNA, 1483 nt
Organism: Myotis brandtii (Brandt's bat)
Lineage: Eukaryota; Metazoa; Chordata; Mammalia; Chiroptera; Vespertilionidae
Gene: ARID3C
Product: AT rich interactive domain 3C (BRIGHT-like)
Exons: 7
Coding region: 23-994 (323 amino acids)
Biological process (GO): regulation of transcription by RNA polymerase II
Cellular component (GO): nucleus
Molecular function (GO): DNA binding
Source: RefSeq, a predicted model, not a curated record
GGGACUGCGCCUGGAAGCUGUGAUGGAAGCCCUGCAGAGGCAGCAGGCAGCCAGACUGGCCCAGGGGAUGAGACCAUUGGCCCCUCCACGCCCACCACCACCACAGCCUCCCUUGCCUGGCCCUGGGAUUCUGCAGGCCCUUGAGAGGGCCUCAGGGAAGGUUGCGGCUGAGAAAGAGGAGGAUGCCGGAGAGGAUGAGGAGGGGGAGGAAGCUGGAGCUGAGAAAGAGGCAGCUGAAGAGAGUCGUCCAGAAACCCGGGGGCCCAGCUCACCUUCCAGCCAGCCCCCUGGACCUCAUCCCCAUGAGUGGACCUACGAGGAACAGUUCAAGCAGCUGUACGAGCUCGAUGCAGACCCCAAGAGGAAGGAAUUUCUGGAUGACCUGUUUAGCUUCAUGCAGAAGAGGGGGACGCCGGUGAACCGCGUGCCCAUCAUGGCGAAGCAGGUGCUGGACCUGUACGCGCUGUUCCGCCUGGUGACGGCCAAGGGCGGCCUGGUGGAAGUCAUCAACCGCAAGGUGUGGCGGGAGGUCACGCGCGGCCUCAGCCUGCCCACCACCAUCACCUCGGCCGCCUGCCCUCACGCCUGCGCGCAGCUGAGCCCGAGCCCCAUUAAGAAAGAAGAGAGUGGAAUUCCACCCCCUCGACUGGCACUGCCUGUGGGCCUGGCCUUGGGACCUGCCCGGGAGAAGUUAGCACCAGAGGAGCCUCCAGAGAAGAGGGCUGUGCUGAUGGGGCCCAUGGACCCACCUCAACCUGGUGCACCCCCAAGUUUUCUGCCCCAUGGCAAGGUUCCCCUAAGGGAAGAGCGGCUGGAUGGGCCUCUCAAUCUGGCAGGCAGUGGUAUCAGCAGUAUCAACAUGGCCCUAGAGAUCAACGGGGUGGUCUACACAGGCAUCCUCUUUGCCCGCCGCCAGCCUGUGCCAGCUUCCCAGGGCCCAAUUAACCCUGUACCCCCAGCCCCUACAGGGCCCCCUUCCGGCACCUCACCCUGAGAGCUCCCACUUUGAAUUAAGAGUCCUAGCCCAUUGCUGGGUGGGGGGAGACACCCCCUCCACCUUGAUUCUUCCAGAGGGCCACUUUAGGACCCAGACCUGGGAGGGGACCACUCCUCCCCACAUGCCAUGUGGACUUGAAGCCAAAGAGUUUUCUUUUGAUGUUACAUCUACCUCAUUGUAAAGGGAGGGCACUUCCUCUCUGGCCAACUCCAGCAGCAUCUACCAAAGAGUCCUGCCCCUAGAAGCCCCCAUCGUCUCCUCACUUUGUCAAUGUCAUGUCUAGGACCCUACCUCUUGGAGUCAGACCUGCUUCUUCUCUUCAGGAGCCAUAUGAAGGGUUGGAUUGGGAUGUUGUGAAGGAGAUGUCCCUCAGGUCACAUCUGGAUAAUAAAGCUGUAGUCCCUCCCUCCCUAGUGCCUCUUCUUGUUUGUAUCUGGGGGUUGGAAAAGGAAUUGUGUGGUUUACAGGCAGCGUUGGGCCAAGGGU